UAACCUUGCCAAAGGGCCGCCGAAAAAAUCAAAGCCUGUAAUGGAGGCUCUCUCGUGCAUGUAACUCACAGUUACAUUAACAGGCCAUACAGAUUGGAUAUAGACAUAGCACAUGAACAUACACGCGUAUAUCUUCCAAGAUUUAACUGUAUCUUUGCAAAUUUCCAAAGCAUUAAUCCUUGUUUCAAGCUUCCUAGCUAGCUGCUUCUGUUUCUCACAUUCUUUUCUUGAGGAAUCUAUGCAUCUGUUUUUUGGUUCCAGCCAUGUGUUGAUUGACAUAUUUUUUAUUUUUUUUUCCGGAUCAAUCCGUGUUUAUUAUACUAAUAUUAGUGUGUUUUUCAGUAACUGGGUUGAUUGAUUUAAGAUAUAUUUAGAAAGUUAAGGAUCCCCUUUAGGACAUUGAGCUUAGCUUGAGUGGCUAGUGAGAAAUGGAGAGGCAGAGAGUGAUGGAAAGAGGAGAGAAGGCAGGCGUGUCAAGUUCAUCCAAUGGUGGAGGUGAAGUUGAUGUUGUGGUGGAAAUGAUGGAUGUGAUUGAGGCCGUUGGAUUGUAUGUGGGGUACAGGAGGACACAAAGAAAGGAGUGCUUGAACUUCGUGCGGAGAUUGAAGCUACUACUUCCUCUUUUGGAGGAGAUAAAGGAGAUUGGUAAUUAUAAAUUGGUUUCUAGUGAGGGUUUGAAAACUAGUUUGGAUAAUUUAAAGAAGGCCCUUUUGGGUGCUAAGAAGUUGUUGAAGAAAUGUAGCUGUGGAAGCAAGAUUUAUCUGGCAAUGGAGAGUGAAGCAGUGAUGAGUAGCUUUCAUGCUGUAUAUGAAAAAUUAAAUCAGGCUUUGGAUGAUUUGCCCUAUGAUGAGCUAGGGAUCUCAGUUGAAGUUAAAGAGCAAGUUGAGCUAACACGGAUGCAACUUAAAAGAGCAAAGAAGCGAUCCGACACCCAGGAUAUAGAACUGGCAAUGGAUAUGAUGGUUGUAUUUUCUAAAAGGGAUGACCGAAAUGCAGAUAGUGCAAUCCUAGAGAGACUGGCCAUCAAGUUAGAGCUGCAUGCUAUUCCAGACUUGAAAGCAGAAGAAAUAGCAGUCAGGAAACUAGUUAAAGAGAGAGGGGUUCAGAACGCUGAAAGCAUCCAGCAAAUUAAUGACCUUUUGGGAAAAUUCAAACAGAUUGCUGGUGUUGAUGAAACCAUUGUUCUUGAUGGCCCUUUUUCUUCGAAAAGCCUUCAGAGGUGUCGGUCUUUGCUUAUCCCUCAUGAAUUCCUAUGUCCAAUUACUCUGGAGAUCAUGGUGGAUCCUGUCAUUGUGGCAACUGGACAGACUUAUGAAAGAGAGAGCAUACAGAAGUGGCUAAAUUCUAAUCAUCGAACCUGCCCGAAGACUGGUCAAACUUUGGGUCAUUUGUCUCUAGCAUCGAAUUUUGCACUCAGGAAUCUUAUACAGGAAUGGUGUGAGAAAAAUCACUAUGAACUACCCAAGAAGGAUGCUUGUUUAGGUUCUGAUGGCGUUUCUGCUGAGCUUAAAGAGGAAAUCUCUUCCUUGGUUCAAAAUCUGUCCUCCUGUGAGUUUGAAGUGCGACGAGAGGCCAUCAAGAAGAUCCGAAUGCUUGCAAAGGAGAAUCCAGACAACAGAAUUUUGAUUGCCAGCUAUGGAGGGAUUCCUCCGUUGGUUCAGCUCUUGUCCUAUCAAGAUCCCAACAUUCAAGAACACACUGUAACAGCUCUUUUGAACUUGUCAAUUGAUGAAACAAACAAAAUACUUGUAGCCAGAGAGGGAGCAAUUCCUGCUAUAGUUGAAAUUCUGCAGCAUGGAACAAAUGAAGCUAGAGAAAACUCUGCUGCAGCUUUGUUUAGCUUGUCAAUGCUUGAUGAGAACAAAGUUCUAAUUGGAGCUUCGAAUGGAAUCCGUCCCUUGGUACACCUUUUGCAGUAUGGGACUAUACGAGGUAAAAAGGAUGCUGCAACUGCACUCUUCAACUUGUCUUUUAACCAAACCAACAAGUCCAGGGCCAUUAAAGCAGGUAUCAUACCAGCAUUGCUCCAUUUGCUCGAGGAGAAAAACCUUGGCAUGAUCGACGAAGCCCUCUCCAUAUUUUUACUCCUGGCAUCACAUCCUCAAGGGAGAAAUGAAAUCGGCAAACUAUCUUUCAUCAAAACCCUUGUUGAAAUCAUAAGAAACGGGACUCCCAAGAACAAGGAAUGCGCCCUAUCGGUCCUUCUCCAGCUGGGGUUGCACAAUUCAUCCAUCAUCUUAGCAGCACUUCAGUAUGGAGUGUAUGAACAUUUGGUAGAGCUUACAAAAAGUGGAACCAACAGGGCUCAAAGGAAAGCAAAUUCUAUAUUACAGCAUAUGAGUAAGUACGGACACAUUCCAUGAAAUUCUUGCACCAAAUUAACAGAUUGAUCAUAUCUAGCUUCCUAUAGAGAGAUGCCUGCUUGUGUGUAUGAGGGUAUAUAGCACAACCUUUUCCUGUGUGUCCAGCACUCAAUAUGGUUUUUUUUGUUUUGCACCAUUAUAUAGGACUGUGUAUGUACUGUGAAUACACCAGCGUAAGAAAUUCUUACAAUACAAUUCUGGUGAUGAUAGAAAUGUUUAUAAAAGGCUGCCAAAAGCAAAUAAAUGGCUGGCCAUCUAGUAAUUUUAACCAA
Molecule: messenger RNA, 2635 nt
Organism: Populus nigra (black poplar)
Lineage: Eukaryota; Viridiplantae; Streptophyta; Magnoliopsida; Malpighiales; Salicaceae
Product: U-box domain-containing protein 15-like
Exons: 4
Coding region: 429-2363 (644 amino acids)
Biological process (GO): protein ubiquitination; cell surface receptor signaling pathway
Cellular component (GO): nucleus; cytoplasm
Molecular function (GO): ubiquitin-protein transferase activity; protein binding
Source: RefSeq, a predicted model, not a curated record